AUGUUGAAGUUGAGACCAGUUUUGAGGCAUUUGGUAUUCAGGCCUGCAAUAGCGUCUAGGGUAAUUACUAGAGGUAUUGCUUAUAGUAGCGUUCAAUACAAUAAGCUCGCAAAAUUAGAUAGUGCUAACGAGCAUGCGAAUCAAGUGAAGGUUGCAGAUGAGGUAAAAAUUGAAAUUGCAACAGAUUCGAUUCCAAUGCCGGAUUCGACUCCGGAGGCACCAGCUACAUUCGAUGGUUUGGCCAAAACAGGACAUGUUCACAAAGAUAUCUUGAAGGCGAUAAAUUUGGCUAAAUUCAAGACGUUGACUCCAGUGCAAGAAAAAUCACUUGUUCCCAUUUUGGAAGAAAAUGGAGUUGUUUGUCGUGCUAAGACAGGAACCGGUAAGACGUUGGCAUUUGUUAUACCUACUUUGCAAUGUGCACUUGAAAAUUUCGACCCCUCAAGAGGUGCAAGAGGCAAAGUCCAUGCGUUGGUCAUUGCCCCAACGAGAGAUUUAGCUUUGCAAAUUGAAUCUGAAUAUAAGAAAAUUAUUGAAAACAUGCCACAUCAAGCUAAGAACAAGGUUCGUAUUGAGGUACAUAUGGGAGGGCGUAAAACUAGACCAAGCCAUUCUGCGCCAGCCAUUGUUAUCGCCACUCCAGGGAGAUUAAAUGAUAAUUUGAGGCAGUCGAGGUUUGCUAACAUGUUUACUGAUUUGAAGUAUAGAGUUUAUGAUGAAGCAGAUAGACUUUUAGAUGAAGGGUUUUCUGUCACUUUGGACGAUAUCGACAAUCAAUUGAAGAAGGCACAUAGCAUGGCUACAAAUCCUAAUGCAUCAUUUAAGUCAGUUUUAUUUAGUGCUACCGUUGAUAAAUCUGUUUCCAAUUUUGCUAAAUCUGUCAUGGGUGAGGAUUAUAAAUUCAUUAAUUGUGUUGACGAGAAUGAACCAGAAGCGCAUGAAAAUAUUGAACAGACCUUGGUUAAAACUAAUACUAUUGGUGAAUCUUUCAAUGGGGCACUCGCGUACAUCAUUAAUAAUAUGAACAAUUCAGGAUUUAAAGCAAUGGUUUUCUUACCAACUGUAACUGCUACCGAUUGGUUUUACUCCAUGUUGAUGAACGCUAAAGAUAAGGAAAUGUAUGACACUCAACAAACGAGAAAGUACGGUUCGAAAAUUUUACGUUUGCACGGAAAAAUGAGCCAAGCAGCAAGAGAUAGAACAGUUAGAGAUUAUCGUAGACUUUCCCAUGGUAUUUUAGUUUGUACUGAUGUUGCUGCAAGAGGUUUAGAUUUUAGUGAUGUGAGUGAUGUUGUCCAAAUGGGACCUAGUUCUGAAGUUGCGGAUUAUAUUCAUAAGAUUGGUAGAACAGCCAGAGCAGGUGCAUCGGGUAGAUCUAUAUUAUUUUUGUCGAGUGCAGAAAGGAAUUAUAGUAAAGCAUUACAAUCGAAGAGGGGUGUUAAAUUUGAACAUGAAAUAAAGUAUGAAACUGCUGAAGAAGACAAAGAGUUAGUCAAGCAAAUUGGUGCUGAUGUGGAGGAUGUUGAAAGUUUUAUUCCUACUUUCUUAGGUUUUUAUAAGCAAGUUGGGUCUGCCUAUAGGAUUGCUCAACAUGAUUCGUUAUCACAAAUUAUUGAUUAUUAUAGAUUUUUAAUCAAUGAUCCUGAAGCUAAGCUUUCAGUUGGUAAGGGCUUUUUGAGAAACGUUAUAAGCGUUCCUCCGCGUGAAGCUAGUCUCUACUUUGAUGUUCCAGGUGGAUUUAACUUCAGUACAACAAAUAAUCGGUCUGCUAAAAGAACUUUUAUGGAUAACUCUAGCGGAAAGAGAGGGGGUUUCAAAAAAGGUGGAUUCCAGAGAAAUUAUGAAAAUCAGGAGAAUAGAGGCUACUCAGAUAAAGGCAAUUAUAGUAGGCAAAAUUUUGGUGCUUCAAGAAAUAAUAGAAAUGAUUACUCAAAGAAUAAUUACUCUAAAGAUUUUAGAAAGUCAAACAACAAGCGUGAUAAUAGAUGGAACAGUGGAAAAGAUGAAAGUGGAUGGUAA
Molecule: messenger RNA, 2019 nt
Organism: Debaryomyces fabryi
Lineage: Eukaryota; Fungi; Ascomycota; Pichiomycetes; Serinales; Debaryomycetaceae
Gene: MSS116
Product: ATP-dependent RNA helicase
Exons: 1
Coding region: 1-2019 (672 amino acids)
Cellular component (GO): mitochondrion
Molecular function (GO): nucleic acid binding; ATP binding
Source: RefSeq, a predicted model, not a curated record